Messenger RNA from Penicillium lagena, 618 nucleotides. RefSeq names its product DsbA family protein. Bases 1 to 618 code for a protein of 205 amino acids. The transcript has 5 exons. NCBI's taxonomy places the organism in Eukaryota, Fungi, Ascomycota, Eurotiomycetes, Eurotiales, Aspergillaceae. The record is from RefSeq and is a predicted model, not a curated record.
AUGUCUGUGCCGCCCAAAUUCGCGGGUAUCAAGCUCGCCUCAGCAGGACCCUCUCCCCACACGCUCGAGUUGUAUCUCGACUACGUCUGUCCGUUCUCGGCCAAGCUGUUCAACACCUUCUACGCGCUCCGACCGAUGAUUGCCCAGCAGUACAGCCCGAAACUCCAGGUCAUCUUCCGCCAGCACAUUCAACCGUGGCACCCGUCGUCGACCCUCGUCCACGAGGCCGGGGCGGCAGUCCUCCAACUUUCCCCCGAGAAGUUCUGGGAAUUCAGUGCGGUCUUGUUCCAACACCAGACCGAGUUCUUCGAUGUUAGCGUGGUCAACGAAACCCGGAACAAGACAUAUGCCCGUCUGGCCAAAAUUGCUGGGAGUGUCGGCGUGGACGACAAGCAAUUCCUGGACUUGCUGACGAUCAGCGACACACCCGGCGAGAAUGGCAGUCUGAAUAGUGGCAAUCAAGUCACCAACGACAUCAAAUUCAUGAUCAAGGCGGAUCGAGCCCUGGGGGUCCAUGUUUCGCCAACGGUGUACUUCAACGGCGUGGAAGAGCCUGGUAUCAGCAGCAGCUUCACGGCCGCCCAGUGGGAGGAAUGGCUGGCCAAGAACGUGGUCUGA